AUGCUUCCAGAUGAAUUACCUCAAGAUCAUUUUAUUGGAAACAUUCCAAAACAGAUACCCAAUUUUCCAUUUCUUAAUAUACUCGAUUCAUCAGUCAGUUCUACAUUAGUCGAUUCAAGUGGAUUUUUAUUACGUUUAUUUCGAGUAACAGACAAUGGUGAGUUUUAUACACAGACUUUAAUUGAUCGUGACAAUGCUGACCAAUUAUGUGGACCAUUAAAUUGUUGUCAUUUAAUUGUAUGCAAUUUGACAGUUGAUGUACUGUUUUUUCAUCCAGGCUCUACAUCAAUCACAGUUCAUAUAAAUUUACAAAUACACGAUGCUAAUGAUAAUCCACCCUAUUUUCCACAACAGACAUUUUCAUUAUGGAUACCAGAAGAUAAUCGAUUAAAGUAUACUGACUUAGAUAUACAAAAUCUGCAUAGACCUUUGUAUGGAUUACCGUUAGCUGUAGACAUUGAUUCUGCGCCAAAUGGUGUUGUACAAUACAGAAUACACGGUAGUAUUCCUGUUACUUCAACAUUCCAAAUUUAUAGUAAUUUAAGUACUGAAAAAUUGAGUCUUUCUAUCAAACCAGGCAUAUUUCUUGACUACGAUAAAGUUGACCAACGAAUUUAUAAACUAACAAUUGAAGCUAUCGAUGGUGGUCAUCCUUCUCGUACUGGUAGAAUGCUUGUCCUUGUACAUAUAACAGAUGUAAACGAUAACAUACCUGUAUUUAAAAAAUCAAAGGAUUCUAUAAAAAUACCUGAGAACACUAUGUUUCAAGAGCCUAUAUAUAAAGUACAGGCUACUGAUGCUGACUCCGAUGAUAACGGUCUUAUAAAGUAUACAUUUGCACCGGCAAAUCCAACCAUACCAACUUCUGUCAUUGAAAAAUUUAAUUUUCAUUCUAAUACAGGUGAAUUGUACUUUCGAGAUGUUUUGGAUUAUGAAACAUUUCAAGAAAGGCAGAUAGAAUUAUUAUUUGUUGCUUAUGACACUGGAGAUCCUCCGCUAUCCGCUACAGCUCAGUUGACGAUUUACCUACAAGAUAUUAAUGAUAAUCCACCUCAGUUAGUUGUGCAGCUGAAUAACACUAUAAAAGAGAAUAGUGAACCUGGUCAACUAGCUCUCCGCGUUAUGAUUCGUGAUAAAGAUGAAGUAUCUCGUGACAUGGUUGAAUGUCGUGCAGAUGCAGACCAAAAUGUCCCAUUAAAAAUGACUGUUUCUCCCGAGAAAACUAUGUUGACUAUCAUAACAACAGAUUCAGUUGAUUAUGAGGCUACUCCGAGAUUACACUAUGCCAUUACCUGUUUAGAUGAAGCUAGUCCGAAGCAGAUGCGACAGUUCAAUCUAACUAUUUCUGUGGGUGAUGUAAAUGAUAACGCGCCAAAGUUUAAAUCUUCCACAUUCGCUCCAAAAAUUGGUCACUAUAAAAUUUGUUGA
This is a messenger RNA of Heterobilharzia americana, 1428 nucleotides long. The record is from the annotation of a GenBank genome assembly. Lineage: Eukaryota; Metazoa; Platyhelminthes; Trematoda; Strigeidida; Schistosomatidae.